ACCCCCGCCGCCCCGCGACCCCCGCCGCCGCUCAAGAUGUCCGGCGGCGGCGCCCUCCUGCUCGCCGGGCUGCUCCUCGCCGCGGCCCUUUCGGCCUUCCCCGGGCUCGGGUCACCGGUGAAGGAGAAGAGAGGCUGGACCCUGAACAGUGCCGGCUACCUUCUCGGCCCACAUGCCAUUGACAACCACAGAUCGCUUCACGAGAAGCCCGGCCUCGCCGGCAAGCGGGAACUCCCUCCUGAAGACGAGACAAGGCCAGGAGGCUUGGCCGGGUCGCCGGCGGAGAGCGCUGCCAUGCGCACCAUCAUAGAGUUUCUGACUUUCCUGCAUCUCAAAGAGGCCGGAGCCCUGGAGUACCUGCCCGACCUGCCCGAGCUGCUGCCCACGGCUUCUGCAGAGGACGAGCAGCCCUGACGACGCUCUCGGCUGGCUCCUCUGUGCCCCGGCGCCUACGGUCAAACUUGGACCUGAUGGAAAAUCUUGUGCCAACUUACGUAGAGUGACCAGUCCUGUCCCUUCUGCUCUGAUGCUGUGUUGUUAGGGUUUUGUUGUUAAGACUUUCUCCCCCUUUGGUCAUUCUUUUGAGCAGCAGAAUAAAAAAAUAGC
Mustela erminea (ermine) is the source of this 606-nucleotide messenger RNA. RefSeq names its product galanin and GMAP prepropeptide (gene GAL). The transcript is spliced from 6 exons. The record is from RefSeq and is a predicted model, not a curated record. Gene Ontology annotation, cellular component: extracellular region. Gene Ontology annotation, molecular function: hormone activity. The coding region runs from base 37 to 414 and encodes 125 amino acids. Lineage: Eukaryota; Metazoa; Chordata; Mammalia; Carnivora; Mustelidae.